Messenger RNA from Drosophila ananassae, 330 nucleotides. RefSeq lists its product as uncharacterized. The transcript has 2 exons. NCBI's taxonomy places the organism in Eukaryota, Metazoa, Arthropoda, Insecta, Diptera, Drosophilidae. The coding region runs from base 106 to 291 and encodes 61 amino acids. The record is from RefSeq and is a predicted model, not a curated record.
UGAUAUGGAUUUUUGACGCAACGAUCGGGCGGCUAUAAAAGCCUCAGUUGCAUUCAAAUUCAAUUUAGUUUGCUUAAAAGUGAGGACUAUACACCACAAAUAAAUAUGAACUUCUCCUGGCUUUCUGUCUUCAUCUUGGCCAUCAUUGCUGUGGCUGUUUCGGCCGGACAAUGUAAUGCUCCAUUUAAGAAAGAAGGAUCUAACUGCGUUGUCGAUCGUAUAAUUCGCGGAGAAUGUCCAGCAGGAUCGCAAUACAGUGCCGCUAUUAACAAAUGUGUCUACAAAGAUUAAAAACGUGCAAUAAUAAAGAUGAAGUAAAAUGGAAAAUAA